UGACCCGAGAAUCCCAUUAGAUAUUGCAAAGCCCCACCAACCCUCCUUCUCUUUCCCAACUGCCAAGGCAACAAAUCGUAAUCGGAGCUUUCUCUCUCUCUGCAAAUAUUAUUAUUAUUCCGUCAUAAACUUUCCCCAUUUUCCGGCUAGAUUCCUCUCCGUUUACUGCAUAACUUUCGCCGUUUGCGCAACCAUCGAGAGUUGUUACGUGUUUCCUUGUCUUGGUGUUGCUGGUUCCUCAUCUUAUUGGUUAACAAAGAUUGGUUGAAGUCCUUAAAAACAUGAAGUGGACCUGCUAGUUAUUACAGUUUUGAUGUGUUCUUGAUUAAUGUAUUAUACAAGAUUAAAGUUCAGCAUAAUUGUACUCAAUCCAAUAUUACAAUACCUGGUCUACUAUAUUUGUUAAUGCUUCAUUGAAACAGUUGUGACAUUGAACAGAUGUUUCUGGUUAGAUGGAAGAGAGUAUUACUUUUUCUAUCUCUUAUUCUGACUUUGGCAGAGUCCUCAAGCGGACCGUGGUCAAUUUGGUCAAGCAACCUUGGUGGUGUACAUUCAUCGCUUUUCACCGGGACAAUAUUCAGCGCAAGCAUUUGUGUACUUGUUGCUCUUUUUCUUUCCACAUAUCUUAUCUUUGAGCAUUUAGCUGCUUACAAUCAACCUGAGGAACAGAAGUUCUUGAUUGGGCUCGUUCUGAUGGUUCCUGUUUAUUCAUUGGAGUCGUUUUUGUCACUAUUGGAUGCAGAUGCUGCAUUCAACUAUGAAAUAAUCAGGGACUGGUAUGAAGCUUUUGCCUUAUAUUGCUUUGGGAGAUAUCUUAUAGCCUGCCUAGGUGGAGAGGAUAGUACUAUUGAGUUCAUGGAAAGUAAUAGUGUUAUUAGCCACAGCAUACCUCUAAUAGAAGAAUCAUACACUUACGGAAUCGUCGAACACCCUUUCCCACUCAGUUGCUUCCUUAGGGAAUGGUAUCUUGGUCCUGAAUUUUACCAGGCUGUAAAAAUUGGCAUUGUGCAAUAUAUGAUACUGAAGCUGGUCUGUGCGCCGUUAGCAAUGAUUUUUCAAGUUCUUGGUGUUUAUGGGGAAGGGAAAUUCGAAUGGGGAUAUGCGUACCCAUACUUGGCAGUUGUUCUUAACUUCAGCCAGACGUGGGCUUUAUAUUGCCUGGUGCAGUUUUAUUCGGUAACCAAGGAUAAGCUAGCACCGAUCAAACCGUUGGCCAAGUUCUUGACUUUUAAGUCAAUCGUAUUCCUGACUUGGUGGCAAGGUGUUGCUGUAGCCUUCCUUUUCUCUAUGGGUGCACUGAAAGGAUCUUUGGCCCAGGAGCUAAAAACCCGUAUACAAGAUUAUAUCAUCUGUAUUGAGAUGAGUGUGGCUGCUGUGGUUCACCUAUAUGUUUUUCCAGCAGUACCUUACAAACGUGGAGAGCGAUGUGUACGUGACGUGUCUGUGAUGACCGACUAUGCAUCAUUAGGAGCUCCACCCGAUCCGGAAGAGGUUCGAGACUGUGAGAAAACACCUAGACUAAAUCUUGCUCGACAUGAGGACAGACCACACCGUCCCAGGUUACAUCAGAGUGUUCGUGAUGUCGUCUUUGGAAGUGGUGAAAUUAUUGUGGACGACAUGAAGUAUACAGUUUCUCAUGUUGUAGAGCCAGUAGAAAGGGGACUAGCAAAGAUAAACAGAACUUUUCAUGAGAUAUCGGAAAAUGUAAAACGACACGAGGAUAGAAGAAGAGGUCCGAAAGACGAUAGUCAUCUCAUUCCUUUGAAUUCCUGGACCAAUGACUUUCCUCACAUUGAUGAUGUGGAAAAAGGCAGUUUCAGUGACAGCAAUCUGACUAAUGGUAGGCGACAACGACAACAAUCAAAGACACCGUUUUCUCAAUUAUGGUGAUUAAUUCAAAGACACUGUACAAGUAUGUUGAGGGUAGCAGCUAAUCUAUAAAGAUUAACAAGCGUAGGAUAUACGAUUGCAGCUGAUAAUAGAGGUACUACUGAUCUUGAUAUGUGUACUUGGAAUGGAAAUUAUUCGGUUUUUAAAUGAAUGAAUGAUCGAUUGUAUAUAUUUCAUAGCAAUAUCUUAGACUGGAACAUGUAUGAGGUUAUUUUUUUUACAGAAUUUUUAAGCCAAAGGUUUUCUUCAUAUAA
Messenger RNA from Helianthus annuus (common sunflower), 2144 nucleotides. Its product is annotated as protein LAZ1 homolog 1. Gene Ontology annotation, molecular function: transporter activity. Gene Ontology annotation, biological process: transport. Bases 439 to 1890 code for a protein of 483 amino acids. The transcript is spliced from 10 exons. NCBI's taxonomy places the organism in Eukaryota, Viridiplantae, Streptophyta, Magnoliopsida, Asterales, Asteraceae. The record is from RefSeq and is a predicted model, not a curated record.